Xiphias gladius (swordfish) is the source of this 2737-nucleotide messenger RNA. RefSeq names its product sperm associated antigen 8 (gene spag8). Gene Ontology annotation, cellular component: nucleus; cytoplasm. The record is from RefSeq and is a predicted model, not a curated record. The transcript has 6 exons. Gene Ontology annotation, molecular function: microtubule binding. Gene Ontology annotation, biological process: positive regulation of transcription by RNA polymerase II. Lineage: Eukaryota; Metazoa; Chordata; Actinopteri; Istiophoriformes; Xiphiidae. The coding region runs from base 62 to 619 and encodes 185 amino acids.
GCAAUGGCACAGAGCCAUCGCUAACAGGGUUUUUCCUUUUUCACCUGUGCCCGUUCCUGCUAUGACACGUCAACAUGUGGACCGUUUUCACACUGGAGGUGUUCUUGUCAUGGUACGCAAAGCACAGAGGGCUGUUGCAGCUCUUGACAAUGAGGAGACAAAGACGCAAAUCCAGAGGCAUGGGCACAGAGGGAUUCUCACGAUGGAUCAUGAGUCUAAAAUGGAGACUGUCACCACACUGAAAGCAGCCUACGUUCCUCCAAAGAGUCCAGGGGUUAGGCUGCAGGGCAUCAGAGGCGAGCUUUUUGAAAAACAUAUCACCCAGAUGAUAAGGGGCAAGGUUCAUGCUGAACUGAACCCGCCACCUCCCAAAACUGACUUGUGCUCCACAACCCAGAGGGAUUUCUGUGUUGAGGGAUUUGUGCCUCUUACCCCUGAAACAACACAAGUUCAUGAUUAUAAAACUGACCAGGCAGUUACAUUUUGGAGUGAAAACUACCAGCGGAUACAGGGUGUGACCGCCGUACAGACCCUGAAAGCACCUUUCAGGAAGUCAGCGCUUUUCAGCACACCUAUCGGUGAGCGGCUGGAUGAAAUCGAGCCCCCACCUGACAACUGAGAUAGCGUGUCAGAGCAUCGCUUUACAUCACUUCAUUACCAAUUAGUAGUAAAGUGGUAAUCCAAUGUAAAGGUUAUUGUUAUCCUCAGUGACGGUGAGACCUCUGAUGGUUAGCUGCCAUUGUCAAAGCUGAAAACAAGCACAAUUUUCUGUAGAGGAGUUAACAGUUAAGUCAAUGGAAAGGCAACAUUCAGCCUGAGAUAUCUACACCACAUAGAGAUGUUUAUUUAAAAUGGGACGGUUUAGUGACAAUGUUAUUGCCUGGAAAAACACAUAAAUCAAUAGGAGACACAACAUUGUUGAGUUACAGCGUUUCACCUGUCAGACUACAAUGAGUGACCGCAAUCAUAAACGUAAUAAUGUUAUGACGGAUAAGAAGUUGUGGUUAGAAUUUUAUAGAAACUGGUAAGAUUUACAUUUAAGAACUAUGAAAUUGCAUUUCACAAAAUACCACAAUAUGGCCGGUUUUACAACAUGACAAUAAGGUCUGAUAGAUAGUGUAGUGUGAAAAUUUACACAUAGGGGUCCAGGGUAUACCUCGCCUCUCAAGUUGAACGUUAGAUUUUUCUUUCAGAGUAAGAGCAAAUAUACUACUUUGUUUUGCUGCACUGUUGCAUUGUUUCGUCAUGCUGCCUGUGCUUGACCAGAGAGCUUGGUUUGUUUACAGACUCCAUUCAUCUCUUUCUAUCAUUUCUCUGUUGCAACCUCCAAUUAAUGCAAUCGAAUGGUGAAACAAAGAGCCAAACUUUCCUCCUACACUGGUCAAAUAUCUCGCUAUUUUCCUUGAGCAAAAUAACAAGUAAACCUAUCAGGGCUCAGAAAAUAGCAGAGAGAUUGCCUCUCCACCUUUACAAAGACGUGUUCUCACAGGCCCACAGUAUGCAGGUGUGAAACACAAUACAUUGUUGGGAAUCGCACAGUGUAUGCUACAGAUGCACGUGUUCUGUCAAUCAGAGGACAAUUCCAGGCGCUGCUGAUCCUUUCUGAGCUUUCAGCAGGGAUUAGUAGGCGGUAGCUAUGGCGACAAGUAAUUUUAGCUUUAUUUAUGCAGCUCUUCUCUCCAAACAUUUCAUUAUCUCAUGGGAUGAUACAGGAAAACCAAUUUGCCUCUGAAACACAAGGCAUUGUACUUAACAUUUCAAAUGGGAUUGAGCAAUUUUCAUUUUUGUUAACCCUCUUUAAUUUCAGUUGUGUCUCUUGGUUGUGUUUAUCUGAGUAUCGUUUUAGUCUUUUUUUUUUUUUUGGAAAAAACAUCAGCCCUAAAACAAGAUGUCAAGGGCUUCCAAUUUUCUGAAAAAUGAUCACCCUUUGAUCUUUGUAAAUACACUUAAAGCUGUCGUGAAAUCUGGUAUUUCCAGAAUCCUCAAGAUCCCCCUAACCAUCUGGACUAAAAAAUAAAUAAAUUCUGUCCACAGCAAGUUUUCUAAUCCAAACAAAGAUGGUGAGCAGAAUUGACAUAUGUUCUUGCUCAGUUUGCACUUUGUGAACCAAAAUCAAAAGAUUAUAUUAUAUAGUCUAUAUUAAUGUUGCUUUUCAUUAUUUGAUAUUUCUUAUACACAAUAGUGAAUUUGUAUUUUUCUUGUGUUUUAAAAAAUGAGCAAGGAAAUAUUACAUUUAUAUCUACCAUACGUUAGAAUGAGAAUCAGAGUUGCCACUUGGCAAAACCAGUUAAAAAUAUUUUCUAUUGUGCAGCAGAUGGUUAGAAGAGUCUUUGAGGCUUCUGGAAAUACCUUCAAAACAUUUUACCAGAGAUCUAUCUUUCAGAAAAGUGGAUACUUAGCUCCAUGACUUGAAUGCAAUGGUGAGACACGAACUGGGUCUUGGUCCUAACAACAGCUGUAUAGAGUCGAGUUAAGUAGAGUUACAGAGUGUAAUCACACAACUGAUGAAUACAAAAAAAUACAGCCGUGAAUAAAUCCGCAACAAUACAUACACAAAAUACACACAUGGCCUAGAGGUCUAAUAGAAAACCUCGUAUUUUGGGCGUCCUAGUGGCCUAAGGUCUGCUGAUCAUGAAAUCGAAAAGUCCCCAGUUUGUUCCAUGUCAUUCCCUCAGUCUGUCUCCCCUCAUUUACUGUAACACCUCUAUUGUCUACAAUCUAAUGAAGAUGAAAGUAC